Molecule: messenger RNA, 1052 nt
Organism: Aspergillus neoniger CBS 115656
Lineage: Eukaryota; Fungi; Ascomycota; Eurotiomycetes; Eurotiales; Aspergillaceae
Product: phytanoyl-CoA dioxygenase family protein
Exons: 1
Coding region: 99-1052 (317 amino acids)
Source: RefSeq, a predicted model, not a curated record
CUUCCCCCCACACCAACCAACUAACCAACAUCCUCACAUUUCACACACACUCACCUCACCACCAAACCACCACAAUUACCACCACCACAACCACAACCAUGCCCGGCCUCACCCCCGCCCAACUCUCCACCUUCAACACGACCGGCUACCUCAUAAUCCCCGACUACCUCACCCCCGCCGAAAUCUCCGCCUGCCUAACCGAAACCAACCACCUCCUGACAACCUUCCCUUUAGACACCCACCCCCUCACCCAAUUCACCACCGGCGACUCCUCCCCAACAGACAAACACGUCGGCGACACCUACUUCCUCGAAAGCGGGGACAAAAUCCGGUACUUCUUCGAACCCUCCGCCAUCUCCCCCACGACCUCCACCCUUCUAAAACCCAAACACCUCGCGGUGAACAAAAUCGGACAUAGCCUGCACACGCUCUCCGAGCCCUUCAAGUCCAUUACUUUGUCGCAACGCAACGCAGAUAUCGCCCGAUCCCUGGGGUUCAAAGACCCAAGGGUGCUGCAAAGCAUGGUGAUUUGCAAGCAGCCCGGGAUUGGAGGGGCGGUGCCCCCGCACCGCGAUAGCGAGUUCUUGUAUACGGAUCCGCCGAGUGCGGUUGGGUGGUGGAUUGCGUUGCAGGAUGCUGGGAAGGGGAAUGCGAGUUUGGGGAUGGUGAGGGGGAGUCAUAGACGCGGGGAUGGGGGGGUGGGGAGGAGGUUUGUUAGGGUUUAUGAGGGUGAUAAGGAAGGGGGGGAGGUGGUGGGGACGGGGUUUGUGGAGAAUGAGGGGGGGAGGUUUCCUAGGGGUUUGGAGGUGCAGGAUAAAGAGGAGGGUGAAGGGGAGGAUGAGGUCGAGGUGGUGGAUGUUAAGGCGGGGUCGUUGGUGUUGAUUCAUGGCAAUGUGUUGCAUAAGAGUGAGAGGAAUACCGGGGAUAAGAGUCGAUUUGCUUAUACGUUUCAUGUUAUUGAGGGGGCGGAGGGGUGGGAGUAUGAUGGGAGGAAUUGGUUGCAGCCGACUGGGGAGGGGUUUUCGAGGUUGUAUGGUGAUCAUUCUAUGUAG